AUGGAGACCGAGAACGACAACCAACUGCCGUUUCUAGACGUUCUCAUGCAUCGAAAACCUAGCGGGAACCUCAGAACGACGGUGUAUAAGAAGGCCACCAAUACGCGCCAAAUCUUGAGUUACCAUAGCAAGCACCCAGCACGCCACCAAUGCAGUUGUGUACGAGCGCUGUAUAAACGGGCAGAAACACACUACAAUGAGCUGCAUGACCGGAAAUCUGAAAUGCAGUACCUUCAGCGCCUCUUCAUGGUCAAAAGUUACUCUCUAAACUUCACCGAACGCGGCAAGCAGUCUCCACCGAACCCAAGUCCGGCAACCGACCAACCAAAAUUAUGGCGUGCGCUGACUUACAUUGAUGGCGUUUCCGAGGCAGUCUCCCGUCUACUAAAACCACUGGGGAUUGGCAUCGCCCACCAACAGAAUCAAAAUACGACAUCUGGUCAUGAGACCAAAGGCCCCUCUGCCCCGGGGUGA
Molecule: messenger RNA, 474 nt
Organism: Dibothriocephalus latus
Lineage: Eukaryota; Metazoa; Platyhelminthes; Cestoda; Diphyllobothriidea; Diphyllobothriidae
Source: the annotation of a GenBank genome assembly